CAUGCCCGAAAUGGAUAAUAAAAAUAUUCAUAAACAAAUAAACGAUGAAAAUAAUAAAGCAAAUAUUCGUAGUGAUUCAAAUGAUUCAAUAAAAUUAUUGAAUCAUUUGGAUGAUCUAAUGACAAUGUGUGAAGAAAAACUUCAAUCAUUAACAAUUGAAUUGAUUCACAUUAAUGGUAAUAAUUCUUUUAUUUUUUUUUGUUUUUUUAAUAAUAAUUUUGUCAUAUCUGUAUUUUUGUUUACUAUAGCUAUUAUGUUUGAAUUGAACCAACCAUGA
This is a messenger RNA of Dermatophagoides pteronyssinus (European house dust mite), 277 nucleotides long. RefSeq lists its product as uncharacterized. Lineage: Eukaryota; Metazoa; Arthropoda; Arachnida; Sarcoptiformes; Pyroglyphidae. The record is from RefSeq and is a predicted model, not a curated record.